Molecule: messenger RNA, 330 nt
Organism: Closterium sp. Naga37s-1
Lineage: Eukaryota; Viridiplantae; Streptophyta; Zygnematophyceae; Desmidiales; Closteriaceae
Source: the annotation of a GenBank genome assembly
GUUAUUCUAGCACGCAUAAUGGCAGAGACUAAGUUGAAGCUGAAGAGCUCAGACAAUGAGAUUUUCGAAGUUGACCAAGAGGUAGCUCUUCAGAGCGACACUGUGAAGAAUAUGAUUGAGGAUGUCGAUGUGUCUUCUGCCAGCGAGCCGAUCCCUUUGCCAAACGUCUCUGGGCGAAUCCUGGCAAAGGUGAUUGAGUAUUGCAAGUAUCACGUGGAUGCGAAGAAGCCCGGCUCCAUGGAGAAGCCUGCCAUCACGGACGACGAGGUGAAGGCGUGGGAUCAAGAGUUUGUGAAAGUCGAUCAAGCUACCCUGUUCGACCUGAUAUUG